Sinocyclocheilus grahami is the source of this 1780-nucleotide messenger RNA. RefSeq lists its product as uncharacterized. NCBI's taxonomy places the organism in Eukaryota, Metazoa, Chordata, Actinopteri, Cypriniformes, Cyprinidae. Gene Ontology annotation, cellular component: nucleus. Bases 4 to 1503 code for a protein of 499 amino acids. The transcript has 10 exons. Gene Ontology annotation, molecular function: nucleic acid binding; zinc ion binding. The record is from RefSeq and is a predicted model, not a curated record.
GCGAUGGACGCGUUUGACGGUGGAGCCGGUGAAGACACGGGUGAAGCCGAGACUAUUAGUGUGCAGAGCCUGUAUGCCACGCUCGGCCUGUCAUCCGAAGAUGUGGAUGCACUCGCACAGAUUCCCGAAAGCGAAAUCAGCGUGGAGACCCUCCCUCAUCUAAUCAUGCAGCUCAAAGCCAAGAGAGCCCUUAAAGAGUCAGCUACCGCAGACACCGACUGCAGAGACAAGUCCAGGCUUUCACAGGACAAGCGGAGUACACCCGAGAGAUGCACCAGCGACAGACGCAGAAGCCCCGAGUCUUCCAGCUCAGCGCGGCGCUCCGGGAGCCACGAGCAUCACGGGAAAGGGGAGGGGCACAGGAAGUUUGAGAGGUACGCGGGAGGAAGAAGAGACCCGGCUCACAGGAAGUCAUCCCGAGAAAGACAAAGUGGGGAUCAUGUGGCUGUGGAGACGGAGUCAAGCGACAACCCGACCGUUUUCCCACACAAAUGCCCUCUUUGCAAGUGUAUGCUGAAUUCCAUAAAGACAUGGAGAGACCAUCUGUCAGGUGUCCGACACAAAUUACAUGAAUCCGAACGAAGCUCUCGCUCAUUUCAACCCCCUAAAAGAGCCUACAGCUCUGAACCCGCCAUAGGGGAUCAGUACAUGUCCACCUCAUCAGAACACCUCUACCCUCCUAAGCCCAAUACAAGAGUGGUAGUUGCCAAGUUUCCUAUGGGUGCUGUGGCCGUGGGGGAGCUUUUAGAGCUUGGCAAACCAUUCGGCACAAUUGUGAAACACCUGGUGUUCCCAGCAAAGGGAUUUCUGGAGUUUAGUGCUCACAAGGAGGCUCAGAAUAUGGUCAAUCACUUCCAAUUGAAACCAGCCUUUAUAAAGGAGAACACAGUAUUCCUCUACUUAUCACCAACAGUGGAAGGCAUUUAUACCCCACCCAAGUUUGAUGCGCCUUCACCGAAGCGAACAAAGCGUUCGAAUGUGCCUUCGGUGGUUUGUUUUUGCCGUUUGCCUCCCGGGGAGGGCGUCGAGGCUGAAGUGCUGGAGCUUGCAGGCAUGUUUGGUGAGGUGUUGCAGUCAAAGUUCUCUGACUGUAAGGUGAGGAUUACCAUCUUGAAGAAACUCAAGAGACAGAGAUACCCUGAAAAGGCAGAAGAGAGAGAGUCAAAAAAGGACACAAAAGAAAUUAAACCAAGGACAGAAAAUGACCGGAACCAGCAGAGUUCUUGUGUCGGUGUCGGCGGGGGUCCGGUUUGUGAAAGUAAAGGUUCAGAAGACGAUAGUCAGCUGGAGAAAACCCCUCUGAGCCCUUAUCAGCCAGACCAGAUUGUGGGUGUGAACUACGUCAUCCCAGUAACUGGUUUCUUCUGCAAGCUGUGUAACAUGUUCUACACUGACGAGAAAAGAGCAAAAUCAGAGCACUGCCGCAGCCUUGAACACUACAACAACCUCAAGCUUAAACAUGCUGAAGUGGUGGAAGAGGCAGAUGGACACCCAGAUGGCUGAGUCAAAGAAGACAAAGACAUUGUUCUUUGCAUUGGUUUUUGUUUUUAUUUGUUUUCAUUCCACUUAGUUUCAAUAUUCUUACUGUUCAGAUGUUUUGUUUUUCAGAGCGCUAUAUGAGUGAGUGAGUGUGUGAGAGACAGAUGUGCGUGGACAAAAUUGUGAAGCCAUUGUGAUGGUUUGGAUGUUUAACAGUAAACAGAAUGAACAUGUAUAUCAGCUGAAGGAGAGCGUUACGCUAAGCUCUUGAAAUAAACUCAAGUUUGUUUACUGUCACCUA